AUGGGCAGUGGGAGGAACGAGAUGCAGACACACCUGCAGCAGGACCGCGCAGUGUGCCGGCCGCUGCGCAGCAAGCUCAGAGGCCGGGGGAGGCCGGGUCCGGGGUCCGGACUGGGGUCCGGGCCGGAGCAGACGGGCGCCAGGCCCUCGGGCACCGCCGCGCUAGGUCACAGCUUCCGAAAAGUGAUGCUCACCAAGCCCACCUUCUGCCAUCUCUGCUCCGACUUCAUCUGGGGGCUGGCCGGCUUCCUGUGCGAUGUCUGCAACUUCAUGUCCCAUGAGAAGUGUCUGAAGCAUGUGAAGACCCCCUGUCCCAGCAUGGCACCCAGCCUGGUCCGAGUCCCCGUGGCCCAUUGCUUUGGCUCCCGCGGGCUUUACAAGCGCAAGUUCUGCUCCGUGUGCCGCAAGUGCCUGGAGGCGCCCGCGCUCCGCUGUGAAGUGUGUGAGCUGCACGUUCACCCCGACUGUGUGCCCUUCGCCUGCAGCUUCCGCGUGUCCGAGAGCGCCGCCCCCGAGCCGGGUGAGGGAGACGACGCUGUGGACGGAAGCGCCUCCGGCGGCCUGGGCAGAGAGGAGCUGGCGCCGGAGUCCGGCAAGCAGACCUUGAAGGUCUUCGACGGCAACGACGCUGUGCAGCGCAAUCACUUCCAAGUCAUCACUGCCACCCGCCUGGCCGGGCGCGAGGAGGUGCUGGAGGCGGCGCUGCGGGCCUACUACAUCACGGAAGACCCUCGCAACUUCGAGCUGCAGGCGCUGCCCACGUCGGGACAGGCUGGCGGCAGGGAGGCUCCGGGCAAGGCCGGGAGUGGUGGGACUCUGGAGGAGGACGGCGGCAGGGGCCCCGGGUCCCGAGAGGCUGCUCCCGAGGCCUGGGUCAUCCGAGCUCUGCCCCGCACCCAGGAGGUGCUGAAGGUCUACCCUGCCUGGCUCAAGGUGGCUGUGGCCUACGUGUCCAUCCGGGUGACGCCGCAGAGCACCGCGAGGGCCGUGGUGCUGGAGGUCCUCCCGCUGCUCGGUCGCCAGGCCGAGGGUGCUGAGAGCUUCCAGCUGGUGGAGGUGCUCAUGGGCAGCAGGCACGUCCAGCGGACGGUGCUGGAGGACGGAGAGCUUCUGCUGCACCGGCUCCAAGACAUCCGGCAGACAUCCCUGCGGCAGAUGAGCCAGACACGCUUCUACGUGGCCGAGCACAGGGCCGUGGUCCCACACGUCUCCCUGUUCGUUGGUGGCCUGCCUCCCGGCCUGUCCCACCAGGAGUAUGGCAGCCUGCUGGACGAGGCUGUGGCCACCAAAGCUGGCCUGGUGACCCUGAGCCACGUCUACUCCUCGCAAGGUGCUGUGGUGCUGGACGUGACCUGCUUUGCAGAAGCCGAGCGACUGUACAUGCUGGUCAGGGACACAGCUGUGCACGGCCGGCCGCUGACUGCCCUGGUGCUCCCGGAGGUGCUGCACACCAGGCUGCCGCCAGACUGCCGGCCCCUUCUUGUGUUCGUGAACCCCAAGAGUGGAGGCCUCAAAGGCCGUGACCUGCUCUGCAGUUUCCGGAAGUUGCUGAACCCUCACCAGGUCUUCGAGCUGACCAAUGGGGGGCCUCUUCCCGGGUUCCACGUGUUCUCCCAGGUGCCCUGUUUCCGGGUUCUGGUAUGUGGCGGGGAUGGCACGGUGGGCUGGGUGCUUGCUGCGCUGGAGGAGAUGCGGCCCCGUCUGGCCUGCCCGGAGCCUUCUGUGGCCAUCCUGCCCCUGGGCACAGGGAAUGACCUUGGCCGGGUCCUCCGCUGGGGGGCAGGCUACAGUGGCGAAGAUCCACUCUCCGUGCUGGUGUCGGUGGAUGAGGCUGACGCUGUGCUCAUGGACCGGUGGACCAUCCUGCUGGAUGCCCAUGAGGCUGGUGGUGCGGAGAACAGCGUGGCAGACGCGGAGCCCCCCAGGAUUGUGCAGAUGAGUAACUACUGUGGGAUUGGCAUCGACGCAGAGCUAAGCCUGGACUUCCAUCAGGCACGAGAGGAGGAGCCCGGCAAGUUCACGAGCAGGUUCCACAACAAGGGCGUCUACGUGAGGGUCGGGCUGCAGAAGAUCAGCCAGUCUCGCAGUCUGCACAAGGAGAUCCGGCUGCAGGUGGAGCAGCACGAGGUGGCGCUGCCCAGCAUCCAGGGCCUCAUCUUCAUCAACAUUCCCAGCUGGGGUUCGGGGGCUGACCUGUGGGGUUCUGACAGCGACUCAAGGUUUGAGAAGCCACGCAUGGACGACGGGCUGCUGGAGGUGGUGGGGGUGACGGGCGUCAUGCACAUGGGCCAGGUCCAGAGCGGGCUGCGUGCCGGCAUCCGCAUUGCCCAGGGCGCCUACUUCCGCGUCACUCUCCUCAAGGCCACACCUGUGCAGGUUGAUGGCGAGCCCUGGGUCCAGGCUCCCGGACACAUAAUCAUCUCGGCCGUGAGCCCAAAGGUUCACAUGCUCAGGAAGGCCAAGCAGAAGCCCAGGAAGGCCGGGACUCCCAAGGAUGCCUACCCCUGAGGGGGACCCCCAAGUAAAGGAGGCCCAGAGCAGUCUGCGCUGGCCAGGAGCAGCAGCUGAAGGGGAUGGGCUUGCCCACACCCCCUCUGCACCAGUGACCCUGGCGGGCAGGGCUCCACUGGCCAAUCCUCUCGCUUCCUCGGGCCACCAUCAUAGAGGACAGGCGCUCCUCCCUUAGUGUUCUCUGCCACCUGAGCCCUUCGAGCUGGUGGCACUGGACCUCAGGGGGUCCCCUGGACACUCCUACAGAGCAGCUGGCUCUACGGGCCCUGGAUGUGCCCAGCGCAGACAUGGGCAUCCGCCGCCAGCUCCUCUGGCCUCGUUUCUCCAUUGAGGGCUGGGUGGAGUCUACCAUUUACUUCCUCUGCUGGCCUCACUGCUUGCCAGCCUGGCUGUGGCCUGAGUGACAGGGCUACAAUGCAGAGGGGGUCUGAUGAAGUCACAUGGGCCUGGCCACCAUUCCAAGGAUGAGUGUGGUGCCAGGAGGCAGCUGGGGGGGCACCCCCCACGGUGGGGGAGCGAGCCUGAGGGGACCUGAAACAAGCUGCAGCAGCGUGAGGUGAGGAGGA
Pteropus alecto (black flying fox) is the source of this 3077-nucleotide messenger RNA. RefSeq names its product diacylglycerol kinase theta (gene DGKQ). The coding region runs from base 1 to 2508 and encodes 835 amino acids. Gene Ontology annotation, biological process: intracellular signal transduction; lipid phosphorylation; diacylglycerol metabolic process. The transcript is spliced from 24 exons. Gene Ontology annotation, molecular function: ATP-dependent diacylglycerol kinase activity. The record is from RefSeq and is a predicted model, not a curated record. NCBI's taxonomy places the organism in Eukaryota, Metazoa, Chordata, Mammalia, Chiroptera, Pteropodidae.